CUUCAGCCAUGCAACUCAGGACAACUUCCUUUCAAAACUUGAGUGUCAUAUCCAACUAACUCCAAAACAUGCACUGAGAAAAAUGUCUGACGACUUCUCCAUUUUCACCUCUAUGAGGUACGACGCUAAACUUGCACAGCUAAAAAGUCGGGGAUGUGGUGGUGAGGGCUGGAACUUUGAGAACAACUCUCCUCUGUACAUGCUUGACUUUCACCGCGAUCGGCUCUUCAAGGCAGCGACACAUUGGGGGUGGCAGUCCGCAGCAGAUCAACUAUCCGGUGACGAUGGACUGUCAUAUCUGGCUCAACUCAUUGCAAACUGUGUAGGACCAUCUCAUCCAACACCUUUGAAACUUAGAAUAGUCGUGUCUCGUCAAGGCGACAUCAGAAUCGAGCACUCCAGCACACCCGAGGUUCCCAUACAGAACCUCUUACCAGCUCGGCUUCCAGACCCUUUUCGUCCUUCGCUGGAAAGCGAACCACAGAAGGGUUCUGCCUAUACUGUUCUCUUGGAUCAGGUUUCAACGACGAGGUCCGAGUAUACUCAUUUUAAAACUACAAAGAGGGCCAUGUAUGACGCAGCCCGACAGCGUGCUGGCAUUAGUUAUGCAGAUCCCGUAGAGGUCUUGGUCGUAAACCAAGACGACGGUUCUGUGAUGGAAGGGACAUUUACUACGCCUUAUUUCUGGAGGGCCGGCCAUUGGGUUACACCACCCGUUGCAGCCCAGUUCAGCUGGGAGGAAGGGAAUGGCGGCCAAGAUGGAACCUCGAGACGUUGGGCAUUAGAACGGUAUGACUCCCUGUCAGUCAAUGACCAAUAA
This is a messenger RNA of Fusarium oxysporum Fo47, 820 nucleotides long. RefSeq names its product aminotransferase class IV-domain-containing protein. The record is from RefSeq and is a predicted model, not a curated record. The transcript has a single exon. Gene Ontology annotation, molecular function: catalytic activity. Lineage: Eukaryota; Fungi; Ascomycota; Sordariomycetes; Hypocreales; Nectriaceae. Bases 83 to 820 code for a protein of 245 amino acids.